UCUGAGGUGAAGAGGCGGUCUCUAUGGUCACGUGACACGGUGGCCACAUGCGUUGUGUGGUGCAUGUUUCACUGUUUUAGACAAAAUGCCGAAAGCAAAGAAAUCGCACAAAAAGAAGAAAUAUGAUUAUAACCAGGACAGGAAAAAGCUGAAACGGAAGUUCAAAAAGGCAGCGGCUCCAAGAAUAGAGUGUCCGCAGAUCCGACAUGCCUGGAACGAUAAGAGGUCAGUAGCCCGGAACCUGUCAGACAUGGGACUCGCUUUUGACCCGAACGUCUCUCUCCCGGUGGGCAAGCAGAUGAUUUCCGGGACUGAAACGGAAGAUAAGACCACUGGCCCCCUGGUAAGGAAACCAUACGUCAUCAAAGGUCUGGAGGCAGAAGCAAGUCUCCCAGGGAAAGACACACGGUCCCUCUCCACCGAUAUGAUCGAGUAUCUGCAGUAUAUGAUCAGAGAGCACAGUGACGACUUUAAGGCGAUGGCUAAAGAUGAGAAGAAUUAUUACCAGGACACCCCAAAGCAGAUCAGGAGGAAAGUAGAACUGUACAAGCGCUUUCACCCCGGCCAGUUCUCCACCUUCAUGGACUCUCUUAAGGAUCACUCCUAGACGUGAAAGUCCAGCUCCGAUAAGGACCCACACAAUUCUGGAAAUAAAUUUCGCCAUCGAUUACUCUGGAAACAUUUUCCUUAUCUGUGGAGAAUGGGUAUUGGAUGUUUUUCUUUUUUAUGGACAAGAAUGUUGUACUUAUAACGUUUUUACACGUUAUAAGAACUGGACAUCCCUAUUACUUUUGAAGGAGUAUUUUUUUACAUUUAUUUUUCGGGGCAUACAAUUUCAUUGCAAAGCUCAAAAUACAUUUACAUGAAAUUCACAACUUGUCAAGAAUACAUGAGUCCACGUACCAGUGUUUCCUCUGUGACUACGAAAAUGUAAGAUCAAUGUCUGCCUUGUAAUACUGCACAAUAAAAAAUAAAAACAAGUAGUACUGGAAUAAA
Conger conger (European conger) is the source of this 996-nucleotide messenger RNA. RefSeq names its product NOP16 nucleolar protein homolog (yeast) (gene nop16). NCBI's taxonomy places the organism in Eukaryota, Metazoa, Chordata, Actinopteri, Anguilliformes, Congridae. The transcript is spliced from 5 exons. Gene Ontology annotation, biological process: ribosomal large subunit biogenesis. Gene Ontology annotation, cellular component: nucleolus. The record is from RefSeq and is a predicted model, not a curated record. Bases 86 to 607 code for a protein of 173 amino acids.